AUGUUGAUGAACUACCAUGAAUUGACGAUGGACGAGUCUGCGGACUCUCCCAAUAAGAGACGUCAAUUUCGACUCAUCUGUGCCGUGAUGGCAAUAGCCGUGACGUACAUGACCCUGUCGAGUGGAGCUUUGAAGCCCGUGGUGGUCGAGGAGGGUACCUUUGGAGGUGGCGAUUUUCGGUAUAAAUUGAUUGGACGGGAUUAUGCCGCCUCCAAUUCCCUGUUGGAAUCCAUUGCCGGCGAUUUGAACGUGAAAGAACGACAAUACGAAAGUGUCAUGCAUACCAUUUAUGUCGAUGAUCCCAUGACGGUCCAUGGAAGACGACAACGAUUUGCCGGUGGAGUGCUCUUGACGGAACAAACACCUCAAUUAUUGGUGGCGCGAGAUGGGACCGUUACGUCCAAUGAGGAACGGAUUGCUACCAUGGCAGCUCUGAACAAGGAAAUGAAAGUAACGACAGAGCAAGAACAAGAUGACAUGCCAGCCGCGGAUUUAUGGCCGCGAUUAAAGUACCAACGGCAGCAAUUGCCAGCUGUGAGAGCCGCCAAGGUCAAAUUCACAUUCACCAAUGGAUUUGUCUCAUCUUUGGUGCAUUCCUACAAGGUUUUCCCUGCGAUUCGAGAAUAUGCCAAAACACAUGGGGAUCCUGGGAUCGUUCCAGUGGUAAUGACGACCUGCAGUAUUAUGGAUUCCUAUUGCAUUCAUUAUGUGCCUAUGGAAAAUGGGGAGAGCUUUCGACUUGGACUGGAGGAACGAUUUCCAUCUGCAGGGGAGGGAUUGGUUAACUGGAAAGGAGUAUACGGAAUGCUCGUCAAGAUUGUCACGCUCGGACAAGGGGGAAAAGAUGAUGUCGAGACUGACACAAAACCGGUCACGACAACAACCACAACAAUCAAAUCAGAGUCCAAGGAGCAGCCUGCCAAACCAACAACCGAUGAUAAACCCAAAGAAACAUCUACGAGUGAUACCACAACAGAAGAAAGUGCUCCCAGCGAGGAGGAUACGGCUGCUACUACUAGCACUGCAACAGAAAAGGAACCUUCCAGUGAAGAAGUAGCGGAAGAAACUGCCGCAACUGACCGGGAAGUUCCCCUGGAAGAAGCCACUGUAGUUCCUGAUGAGCCUGCGGUGGAAGAAACUGCAAACACGACGAAUGAGGAACCAACAACAAUUGACGAACCGGCCAACGAGGAAGUGGCGGAGGAAACUGCGAAUGUAGAGGAACCUGCCACCGAGGCAACAAGCACAACAGAGGAAGCUACUGCAACCACAGAGGAAGCGGCAACUGCAAGUGAGCCCGUGGUUGAGGAUCCUCAAACUGUUCCAAGCACUGAAGAAGUGCCACCUUCAGAAGAAACAGGAUCUACCGAGCAGCACUCAACCCGAGAAGAACUUUAA
Molecule: messenger RNA, 1398 nt
Organism: Seminavis robusta
Lineage: Eukaryota; Bacillariophyta; Bacillariophyceae; Naviculales; Naviculaceae
Source: the annotation of a GenBank genome assembly